AUGUUCAAUCGCGAAGAGAAUCGUCUGGUCUUUGCUUACGACUCUGAACAGUUAUGGAUAGAGCCUUGGGGAAAGAAUGCAGUGCGCAUUCGCGCCACAAAAAUGGCCGUCAUGCCGAGCGAAGACUGGGCUCUUUUACCACAGCCUGGAUCAAAUGCAAACAUAACUAUCAAUGAUGGCCACGCCAUCCUCAUCAAUGGCACACUCAAGGCCAUCAUGACAAAAUUGGGAAAAUUGACAAUCACGGACAAUACUAGCGGAAAAGUACUCCUAGAAGAGUACGCUCGUCAUAGACGAGACAUUGUCGAUCCAAAGUGUAGCGCACUUGAAGUGGAAGCUCGCGAGUUCAAGCCUAUCAUCGGUGGAGACUAUCACCUUACCGCCAGGUUCGAGAGUCUCGACCCAAAGGAGAAAAUCUAUGGUAUGGGGCAAUAUCAACAGCCGUUUCUUGACAUCAAAGGCACCCAGCUUGAGCUUGCCCACCGCAACUCGCAAGCUAGUGUACCAUUUGCCGUUUCCUCGCGCGGUUAUGGUCUGCUAUGGAACAAUCCCUCUAUUGGCACUGCCAUAUUUGGAAAGAAUGUCAUGAGCUUUGAGGCUUUAUCCACAAAAGCGCUCGAUUACUGGGUCGUAGCAGGUAGUUCCCCAGCGCAAAUAGUCGAGUCAUAUGCACAGGCUACCGGUACAGUGCCGAUGAUGCCAGAAUAUGGUCUGGGAUUCUGGCAAUGCAAGCUUCGUUAUCAGACCCAGGACGAGCUUCUCCAAGUUGCACGAGAAUACAGGCGUCGAAAGUUGCCAAUAGAUCUUAUAGUCAUUGAUUUUUUUCAUUGGACCCAGCAAGGCGACUGGAAGUUUGACUUGAAAUACUGGCCAGACCCUGACGCCAUGGUGAAGGAACUGAAAGAGUUGAAUAUCGAACUUAUGGUUUCCAUUUGGCCAACCGUAGAUCGAAGGUCAGAAAACUACGAUGAGAUGGUCGAGAAAGGUCUGCUGAUCCGAACGGAGCGUGGUGUGCGGACGGCCAUGACCUUUCAAGGACAAACCAUACACUUCGAUCCCACGAAUCCAGCUUCUCGUGAGUAUGUGUGGAAUAAGUCCAAGCAAAACUACUACGCAAAGGGUAUCAAAGUAUUUUGGCUUGAUGAGGCUGAGCCAGAGUAUCGGCACUAUGAUUUUGAUCAUUAUCGCUACCACCUGGGCCCGAACAUUGCUAUUGGCAACAUCUUCCCUAGAGAGUAUUCCCGUGCAUUCUACGAGGGUAUGGCCAAAGAAGGACAAGAGAACAUUGUCAAUCUUGUCAGAUGCGCAUGGGCGGGUAGCCAGCGCUAUGGGGCACUAGUCUGGAGUGGUGACAUUGCUUCAUCAUGGUCCAGCUUCCGAAACCAACUGGCUGCUGGCCUGAACAUGGGGCUUUCUGGUCUACCCUGGUGGACAACUGACAUCGGCGGUUUCCAUGGAGGUGAUCCCAACGACGAGAAAUUCCGGGAACUUUUUGUCCGUUGGUUUCAAUGGGGAACUUUCUGCCCUGUGAUGAGACUACACGGCGAUCGAGAGCCACGACAGCCCAAGACGGCGGACAGCCCAGGGUGUCGCAGCGGCGCGGACAAUGAAGUUUGGUCCUAUGGCCCAGCGGUGUAUGAUGUGUGCAAGGAAUACAUGGAGGUGCGCGAGAAAUUGCGUGAGUACACGAGAAAGCUCAUGGAGGAAGCUCAUACCAAGGGUUCACCCGUGAUGAGGGCUCUCUUCUAUGAGUUUCCCGAGGACGCUCGCAGUUGGGAGGUUGAAGAGCAGUAUAUGUAUGGCGACAAGUACCUCGUCUGCCCUAUCCUCGAGUCUGGCCAGCGACAAACUAGCGUGUACUUUCCACCGCUACCAAGUGGACAGAAAUGGAAAUCAUUCUGGGGAGAAGAGAAGUGGGAAGGUGGUGCAACGGUCCAAGUAGAUAGUCCACUAGAGCGCAUGCCUGUGUUCGAGCGUACCUGA
Messenger RNA from Plenodomus lingam JN3, 1983 nucleotides. RefSeq lists its product as uncharacterized. Gene Ontology annotation, molecular function: carbohydrate binding; hydrolase activity, hydrolyzing O-glycosyl compounds. Gene Ontology annotation, biological process: carbohydrate metabolic process. NCBI's taxonomy places the organism in Eukaryota, Fungi, Ascomycota, Dothideomycetes, Pleosporales, Leptosphaeriaceae. The record is from RefSeq and is a predicted model, not a curated record.